GCGCGGAGCGCGAUGAACGAGGGAGCGGACGACGGCGGCGGCGGCGGCGCGGAAGGCGCGGCGCGGUCCCUAGGGUGCGGCCGCGGAGGGGAUGGCUUUGUCCCGUCUGCGCUGGGAACCCGAGAGCAUUGGGAUGCUGUCUAUAAGAGAGAACUGCAAACUUUCCAAGAAUACGGAGAUACAGGAGAAAUCUGGUUUGGAGAAGAGAGUAUGACUCGACUAAUAAGGUGGAUGCAGAAACACAAGAUUCCAUUGGAUGCUUCAGUGCUUGAUAUUGGAACUGGAAAUGGUGUUUUCCUGGUUGAACUUGUUGGCAAAAUUUGGUUUCUCUGAUGUUACUGGAAUUGAUUACUCUCCAUCUGCAAUUCAGCUUUCUGGAAGUAUUAUAGAAAAAGAAGGUUUAUCUAACAUUAAGUUGAAGGUAGAAGACUUUUUGAACCCUUCCACAAAGUUGUUUGGAUUUCAUAUUUGUAUUGACAAAGGGACUUUUGAUGCCAUAAGCCUUAAUCCUGACAAUGCAGUUGAGAAGAGGAAACAGUAUGUGAAAUCUCUCUCCAGAGUAUUGAAAGUGAAAGGCUUUUUUCUAAUAACCUCAUGUAAUUGGACCAAGGAAGAGUUGCUAGAUGAAUUCAGUGAAGGAUUUGAACUUUUUGAAGAGCUGCCCACACCCAAGUUCAGCUUUGGAGGCCGAUCUGGAAACAGUGUAGCAGCGUUGGUUUUCCAAAAAACAUGAGACUUUUCACCGGACAGAUUCAGUUAGUGUCUUUUUAAGAAGCUCUGCAUCAAAGUAAACCUGACACAGAAAAUGCAAGUGCAGGUAAAUGUUUAGUAAGUACACAGGAGGCACAUUUCGAGUAGAAAUAAUGGGUUGGUUAAAAAUAAAAUCAUGAGCAUGUAAGUGGUUGGGUUUUAGAGAUCAACCAAGAAUAAUUUUAAAUUUUUCUUUUGUAUUUGAGAUGUAAAUAUUUCUCUUUCAGAUUAAAAAAAUAAUUCCUGUAACUGCUGAACAGUUAAAACUUUAAAGCAGUAAAUGAAUUUACAGAAAGCUUGCAUCCUUGAUUUUUGUGCCUCGGUAAAGAUGAACUGAAUAUAGCUAUUUAUGAAGAUUUGAUCAAGCUAUUCCAGGGUCAGAAUAAUAAGCCAAAUGAUUUUCUUAAUUUUUUAUUAGACUAUUAUAAAACAUAAUAAGUAUGAUAUUUUGGGUUGAAUGGUGAUUAAAAAAAAAGAUUUAAUAUCAGAAAAUGUCUCAGCCCUUAUGUGUGUAAUUAAAAUCAGAUAAAUGUAUCAGUUGAUCAAGAAA
Messenger RNA from Odocoileus virginianus texanus, 1300 nucleotides. RefSeq names its product EEF1A lysine methyltransferase 2 (gene EEF1AKMT2). Gene Ontology annotation, molecular function: protein-lysine N-methyltransferase activity. NCBI's taxonomy places the organism in Eukaryota, Metazoa, Chordata, Mammalia, Artiodactyla, Cervidae. Gene Ontology annotation, cellular component: cytoplasm. The record is from RefSeq and is a predicted model, not a curated record.